Molecule: messenger RNA, 450 nt
Organism: Mesoplodon densirostris (Blainville's beaked whale)
Lineage: Eukaryota; Metazoa; Chordata; Mammalia; Artiodactyla; Ziphiidae
Product: coiled-coil domain-containing protein 167-like
Exons: 2
Coding region: 1-348 (115 amino acids)
Source: RefSeq, a predicted model, not a curated record
AUGUUUACUGCAGACGCCGGGAAUGAUGUGGGCAACAAGGGACACAGAUCCUGCUUCAUUACUCUCUUCAUCUUCCAGCAUUCAAGGUCAACUCUUGUUAAAAGCCUGGGGCAAGAGGUAUUAUCUGUGGCCAGUGGACAGAAGAAAGCCGUCGGUCAACCUCAUGGGGCAGAGCUGAGCUCAGAGGCCAGGAGGUCUCUGGAGAAGGAGAAAAGCAGCCUGAUGAACAAAGCCUCCAAAUAUGAGAAGGAGCUGCAGUUGCUUCGGCAGGAGAACCGGAAGAACAUGCUGCUGUCUGUGGCCAUCUCCCUCCUUCUGACCCUCAUCUACGCCUACUGGACCCUGUGAGCCUGAGAUUUCUCCAGUCAGCACAGGCUUCCCCUCAGCUCCGUGGUCACGGCCAAGGAGGCCCUUCAAGCCUCAAGAGGACCAAGGUACAAGGGCCAUUUC